UGAGGCACUCAAGAGGCAACCGGGUUCUGGCCGCGCAGGUGUUGGGUUCUGCAGUUCCUUUCGGUUGUGAUGGUCGCAAUGUUUUUCUCCGAGGCUGGGGCCCGGCCAUGGACGUGGGAAGCCAGCCCCUCAGAACACAAGAAAUGGGUGGAAGUAUUUAAAGCAUGCGAUGAAGAUAACAAAGGCUAUCUAAGCAGAGAGGACUUUAAAGUUGCUGUCUUAAUGCUGUUUGGGUACAAGCCCUCCAAGAUUGAAGCUGAUUUCGCGAUGUCUUCAGUAAAUCCAAAUGCUUCCGGUAUAUUGCUUGAGGAGUUUUUAAGUAUUGUUAGAAAAAAGAAGGAAGUUCGACUCCAUUGGAAUGAAAUAAGACACAUCUUCACAGCUUUUGACAGGCACUAUCGUGGGUAUUUAACUUUUGAAGAUUUCAAGAAAGCAUUUAAGCAGGUGGCUCCCAAGUUAUCAGAAAGGACUGUUCUGGACGUAUUCAGAUGCUGGUAUUACUUGCAUGGCAGAAUCCUGGAGGAGGUCAUUCCACAUGGUCUUCCACUGGCGCUCGUAGCCCUGAGCCAGGCUGCUGCUGGCUCUGCCACUGGGGGUGGCCCCACACCUCCUCUUCUCUCUCAAUCCACCACGCCCACCCACACUGCAGGCUGGGGUACUCCACUCACCAGUCCUCACCACCCCACCUGCUCGCUCCGUGAUUCUCAUCGGUUCCUAAUGUCUGGAGAGAAGUUGAUUUUUCCUGCCAAUGGUACCAGUUUCCUUCUUGCGUUCAACUUUGUUUGAACAAAUAAUAGCACCUGUGUGUACUGAGUGCUUAACGAUGUUCCAAGCGAUGAACAAAAAAGCACUGGAAAAACAAGGACUUAAGAUUUCUCUAGGAUAAAGUACCCAGUGUCAAAAUCUUCAUUGAAAAAUGGCCCUAGGGCACUCGCUAUACAAAAUUUAAAGAAACAAAUUGGGCUGGCACGAGUAAGUCUUCUCCAGCUGGAUACAGAGAAAG
This is a messenger RNA of Lontra canadensis (Northern American river otter), 1003 nucleotides long. RefSeq names its product EF-hand calcium binding domain 11 (gene EFCAB11). Lineage: Eukaryota; Metazoa; Chordata; Mammalia; Carnivora; Mustelidae. Gene Ontology annotation, molecular function: calcium ion binding. The transcript has 6 exons. Bases 70 to 786 code for a protein of 238 amino acids. The record is from RefSeq and is a predicted model, not a curated record. Gene Ontology annotation, cellular component: cytoplasm.